UUACAUCGACGAGAAAAGAAAAGUGUUGUGAAAUUCUCACGAAUGCGGAGAUGCACGCGUCUCGAUACGGCACGAACAUUCGGUAUAUAUCCGAAGGUCCGCCUCGAAAUAUCUGUCGUGCGUGGUUCGCGAGAUUCGCGACACGGAAGAAAAGUCUUUUUCCGGGUUGGCGAGGACGAUUUAUGCGGGUAUUCGAGAAAUAUCGGCUCACGAUUCGUCAGAGUUUCGAAAGCUCGUUACGUUUCUCGAACGAAACGAUAAGCUCGAGCUCGAACUCGCUCGCUCGCUCGCUCGCCCGCCCACCCCGUCAGCUCGGGAUGAGCUAUUCGCCGUGAACUUCGGGCAAACUUUAUCUUCGCGAGGCGGUUAUCACGAAUCCGGUGGAAAUUGUUCGAAAACUUGAAACCUGAAACAAUUUCACCGCGUUUAAACCGGGUUCAACUUUGUGCGGAGCCAACAGGUGUGAUGAUAAUUCGUUAAUUCUCGAAAACUCCCAUUCAACCGGGAGAGGAAAUUAUUUCUCGUUUAUUCAUCCCUCUUUGUCGCGUCAAACUUUAAGUAAAGCCACCGUCUCUCUCUCUCUCUCUCUAUUUCUCCGUUUCUCUCCCUUUGUCCCGUCGCCUUUGAUUAUUCUCGCGAGAGUUCUCGCGCGAAGCGUAAUCGCCAAAGAUACCGCUUCGUUUUUCGUGAUUUCGAUCUCGAAGGAAAGGAUUCUCUCCGUGGAGAGAAGAGAGAGAGAGAGCGCGGUUGAACACCGGCAAGAACGAACGGUGGAAUUUCAUGAAAGAAAUAUCGCAGGGUCGGCAGGAAAUCGAGAUAGAACGUUAUCCGGGCAAUUGGAAUGGACCGACCGCCACCGCUCCAAAUGUAUGCGUAACGAUCCUUCUCCCCUCCCCUCCCUCUUCCCCUUAGGUAAAUUCAACCUUUAAAGAUUUCCCCGUUGCCACGUUAAUUUUCAGUUAGUUCGUGGCUUGCCGCGGCCGCCUCGAGUGCCUCGAGACGAGCAUCACCGCCCCAUCCAACAGCCAAGUACCAUCCAUGUCGGAAUGCAACGGCACAGGGUUGUUAAAAAAGUUGAAUCUUAAACUUUAACCCAAGUGCAUUAUCUUUUUAGAGGAGCGUGAGCAUAAUAAAUGGUAACUUUUUCUUACCACAACUAUACCCUUUGGAAUUUUUUCUCUCUCUCUCUCUUUUUUUGCGGAAAAUUUACCACCCUCCACUUCGUCUGGACGUGAUAUAGCGCGCCUAUCCAAACGCUUAUCCAAACUCUCGGUGUAUUAUUAACUCCGUGGAAACUAGAGUGCGAUUGGAUCGGUCGGGAAAGAGAGCCCCGAGUUUGCCGAGGUCGGGAGAAGUUUCGUAUCGAAACGUUUUCCGUUUGCACUUCCUGUCAGCGGCCGGAUGAAAAUCUUUCUUCGAGGGAGAAGCCUCGCUUUUCGGAACCUAUCGGGGGAACUUUGGAUACUUAAAAGUUGGCCGACUCUUGGUUAAUAGAAUUCCCGUGUUUAAAGCGAACGACGAAUGGGCCCGCUACGGCGAAGCAACGGGCAGAUAAAGUUUUCGAUUUCGGGAGAGCGGCUGGUAGUCGGAUUAAUUCGAUAUGGCGGCGAGCAAAUCCUUGGACAAUGUCCAAAAACUUGGGAAGGGAAAGCUUCGAUGCGUGUAACCCGAAAAUUUCCAUCUAUGUUUUGUAACGUAGAAUCUACAUUUUGAGUAAGACGCAUCUUCUUGUGCAAAGAUUCAUGGAAAAGUGAAUAAUAGAAUAGGGGGAAUAAGAGAACAGGAGGAAGGGUAAAGAAACUGAUCGUCGAAAAACACGCGAACCGAAUUCGAAUUUCUCGAUGAAAUUUUUAAAAUAGCAGACGGUAGACUUUUUUCUACUAUUUUUACGCGUGGAUAAUAAUUCGAUUAAACGUGCCAUUAAAUAUUACUUUUGCCGCGAAUAAAUUUAAAACUUGAAGGGGUUGAAAAACACACAAGUUCAUUUACAAGUCACGCGAGAUCAUGAAUUUUGUAUGAGAAUAUUUGUUGCAACUUACUCAAGAUAAAUAUACAAUUUCCCCAACAGCUUUUUAACUCGAGAAUUAAUAAGGAAUAAAACAAAAUCCACCACCGACGAAUUCGUAUCGAGCCGUAUAAAAAGAAUAAUUGGGGAACGCAGAUCAAACACAGAUGAAAUCGCGAGGAGGGGAGAAGCGGGAGGAGGGUCAAUGAUCCGGAUAGAACGAAUUUAGGUUGACUGUUUGCAAAGUUCUCCGCUCGGUUAACAAACUGAAUACCGCAGCCAGCCUUUUUGAAUCUGGGAUCCGAUCCAGUGGAGGGAGAGAAAAAUCGGGAGGACCGAAAAUCGAAGGGACGAAAACUGCAGCCCGCCACUUGGCCGAUAUCGGCGAUCCUUACAACCUGCGUGUUCCACGCCGACGUGGAUACACGUGCACCGGACGUAUCUAUCGGAAUGCAAGUUUCCCAUCAAUCGAGGCUCGCGCUCCGCUGUUUCAUUUCGAGUCGCCCGGUUGAUUAGCAAGAACUCGGCUCGGACCGACCCCGUUUCCGCGCGAGAUUAGCAGAGUUUCGGACGCGAGCGAAACGCGAGUUGCAAGACGCUUGCAGACGAAAGGGAAAAGUUGCGAUUGCUUUCGUCGACUGCCAAGUUUUGCGGAAUGUAACGGAUAUCGAUGAAAAUUAUACAAGGUGAACGAGUCAGAAGGAAAAAGAAAACAUUUGUAAUAGUUUAAAUAGGAAAUUUUCAAGUGUACUUUGCAUUCUCGCGAUAAAUAUCUCGGUUAUUUUCUUCGUUAUUAUCCACGAGUUAAUGGGAGAAGAAAUAAGUAGAUCAUAAGUAGAUCUUUAGAAACGUUGCGAGAACUAGCGAUGAAUCGAAUUUAUACUAAAUAUAACUGUUUAACGAUUGUAACGAGUCCAAUUUACUUAUUAUUAUUAUUAUUAUUAGAGGAAUUAAUUCCAGCGGGGUAGAACGGUCAAAGAAAGGGGGCGAGUUUACUCUCGUUCCUUUCUAUCAUUUUCAAUUUGCUGGCCAAGUCUCGAAGAGAUGCCUCGACUCUCUUAGCCGACUCGAAAUCGGCUUGACCGCGCCCUUGCUCGCAAAAUCAUUUGAACCAGCUCGAGGAUCGGAUAUAUUCCCGAAUGAAUUUCAAUUGGGAAACUUGGAAAAGGUUCGAUGUGAAUGUGAACUGUCGUUGCGAACGUCAAGAAUUCACGCGGGUGACGCGAAUCCAGCUGCGCCAGCCCGGUGUUUUUCAAUUUCGUGCGGAAAUGUUCGUGCGUCGCGCCGAUAAAAUAACGCGAGGUACAAGAGAACUCUCGUGAGGAGGGAGAGAGCUCGUUAUCGGCAUCAAUUUCGAAAUAUCGAAAAUCUUGGCGUGUCGUGUCGAAAAAAAGAAGGUCGGAGACAAACGUUUGCCUCGACAGGCCGCUAAUCCGCCUUCUCCUCGCUUCCUCCGGAUUUCGUGCGCACACACGAAAGGCACACACACACACAUCCACAUGCUAUUAUCGCUCGGUUUAUCGAACCUCGUUCUCGAGAAAACUUAUGCACGGGUUCCUCGAGUUUUACUCUAGCUUAAUCGUCGCUCGCAACGGCGCACGCGCAUACGAGAUUCCAGAAAUUAGGUGUCUUCUCAACACGUCACGAAAGAUUACAGCUCCGAUACACGGAUAAUUCCUCUUUGCGGAGAGAUCGUCCCCUACUUUCCGAAUAAACGUAACUCUCUCUCGGCCCAAUUUUAUCGUCCCGUUAAUUUGCGAUGCGCGGCCGAUCCGGUGACCGACCGCUCGCUGCGAAAUGUCCCCCGGAAUGGGAUUGGGGGUGGAAACGGGUCGAGGUUUACACCCGUGUUUAUGGGCCCAUUCGUGGAAAAUGCGAUAAAGUGGCGGGAAGAUAUAUAGGGAAAUUUGUGAAAAUCUUUGACGAAGAAGAAGAAGGGGACGAUUGAAUCGAUUAGGUCUCGACUCUCGUCCGUGACGUUUGAUCACGAGCGGAGAGGAUAGAGAUCGAAACGAAGUUACACGCGAUGUUUGUCGAUGAAUGUCGAGGAAAAAAUUGGAGAGAGAUUGGAUCGAGAGAAAGAGAGAGAGAAGGGUGAGUUUUUUGUAUGACAAUUAAGAACGUAAAAGGGAUCGAUCGACCAAGCUUCGUUUCGUUUUGUUUACUUUCCAUUUAUUUCCCGUAACUGGCAACUGGUAGGCCUCUCCCGAAACUGCUGGCCGAUGAAACGGACCGAAUCGACGAGGCGACUGAUUCGCGGUUACGUUCGUCAGGCGUCCCCUUUCAUCGACCGAUCGAGUCUGCCGGUAGGGCGUCGUUAUCGGCGAGAGUUCACGUGCGAGGCGUUGCUGAUGAAUGGUCCCGCGUCUGCAAAGGCACGCUCGUCACGCAAAACGUUAUUUAUAGCUUUGGCUUGGAACCUUGUACGUCGCCAAGAUUUCCUUCCCUCUUUUUUUUUUUUCUAUUUUUUGAAUGAACGUGAUACGAAUUUUAUUAAUCUCAAAUUAUAUUACGUAGAUUUGAAACGAGGAAAUUUAUAUAUGCGUCCGAGGUGAUAUCCUUAUUUUCUUUCUUUCUCGAAUAUAUUUGACGAUCCAUUCCGAAAAUCUUGCCUCGAGGAUUACCUCGGUCGAAAAAUUUCGACAGAAUUGAAUUUGAACUCGAUCGAAAGGAACGAACCUUUGUCAUUACGUAAAAACGUCGAUGAAAUUUCAAUCAACAUUUUUCGAAUCGCCGAGUUUUACCAAUUUGCCGUACGUUCGAAUGAAUUAAAUCGAAAUCGGCUCAUAAUUUUCCUCCUUUAACUCGUGCAAACGAAUGCGAGUUGAACGUGCGUAUUCAUCGCGUGGAAAGCAAAAGUUAUCGCGUACCGUUGCGUAUGCGCAAAAUUUCCGUGGAAAUAUUUCACAAAACGGUGGAUUACGGAGUAGAUUCCAUCAAACUUUAUGCUAUAAGCUCGAGAUAAUGUCAUUUGUUUCCCUCUCCAUACCGAUUUUUGUCCAAAUGUUACACCCCAGAGGAUGAAAUAAAUAUAGUACUUACUUAAUACUAGCUUAACCGAUCGCGCGUCACGAGAAUUGGAAGAUGGCGAGCAGAUUCCUUUUCUUUUUUUCUUUCACGUAUCACGAGCGACAGCCAGGAUACUAUUUUCAUUAGUUGUCUCGUUUCAACCUUGAAAAAUCGGCCAAGUAAAAGAGAAACUCGAAAUCCCCGUUUGAGCGGGUUUUCGAUCCGGUCACGGACGAGAUUCUGCGACGUCUAACGCAUUGCGAUACUCAUCCAUCUUACGACGAUCGAGCGCAAAUUGGAUUGGACAAUAAAGCGUACACCGUCCGCUUUAUCUAUCCGAGAAAUUAUUUUUUUACGACAAAUAGAUAGUCGAGUGCGGCUAAUCACCGGUAUCGCGUGUAAUUCCUAUCGUUAUCCACUCGCGUGUCCCGAGUUCGUAUACCCCGCCCUAAUGACAUGCAUUAAUAACAUGCUCGAUGAUCGCCACGCAAGAUUUAUGCGAUCGAAAAACGGGAAAACACCCCGUGCCACGUUGAAAAAUAUCGCCCCGUCCCUGGUUCCUCCUUCCUCGGCUUCCUGCUGUUUCAACCGUUUUUUCCUCCCCCUCCUUGAAGCAAUCAAUCUCGACGUCGGGGAUGGAAAACUUGGAACGAGUUCGUUAAAAACGCUUCGAGCCGGGCAAGUCUCUCUAAACGAGAAAGCAUUUACGAGACUUUCGGUGUUCUCGGAGGUCACUAUUCCCGGUCUCGUCGCAACGGAGGUGAAAGAAACGCGCGUAAAAGAGAGGGCCAACGAUUAAACCGGUUUGCUUAUUAUCCCCGGCAUCAUCGUAUAUACGUACAGAGCGUAUCGCGGUAACGAUGGCGGUGAUGGGAAGGGGAGGGGGUCCGCGUGCAACGAAGGGGGCGAGGGAACGUCGGAGAAUAUCUUGCUUUGCCGUUCCUUCCCUACUCGAACGAGCAGUGUCGUAGAUUUCGUACCUCGAUUUUCGUACUCGUUGCACGCCCUGCCACACUUUCUGUCCGUGACACACAGUGCCGUACGUCGCGACGCGUCGUGACCGACGCGAGCUACUACCCUUAACGCUACACUCACGUUGACCCAGCCUCGUGUCGGUGAGGCUGGUCCGCGUUCGUGGCGUCGUGCAUGUGCCGCGCUCCGCUCUCUGUGUGCCAGAGAGGGUUAUACGUGUGCGCGGACCCCUGUUCGUGGACCCUCUGCGCGUUUCCACCAUCACGGGAGGUGGAUCGGAAGCGCGCAUGCUCCCACGGCCAAGAAUCACCCCAGUCAGGGUGAAUCUGCCACCGGAUCAAGACGUGGUGCGUGUCGUGUCGUCCUAUAUAACAUGUCGCGCACAUAGACGCCAAGGUGUCUUUCUUUUUUUUUUUUCCUCCCCUCUUCCCAUCCCCGCGAAGAAAAUCGUAUUCCGCGCGGAAAAAAAAUCGGUGCGAAAUGAGGCGAAGAAACGAGAGGAGGGUCGCACGAGGAACGUUCCCUCAGACUUGGCCAUCGUGUGAAUAGUGACUCGCGGUCGUGUGUACACCGGAGGAGGAUCGAGGGGAGGAAAAGGGAAUCGAAGGAUUGUGAACAAUUGUGGAACACGUGUGACGAUGUUGGGAUUGUUGCAUUGGGAUUGUCGCAGGUUCCACGACGCUCGAUUCGUUGGGCCCUGAACGGGGCCAGUUCCGGGGCGAGAGGAAUCUUCGCCUCGCUCCACACUUUUGACCGAGAUUCGCCGAGGUGGCAACUUGCGUCGAACUUUUAACAUGCCGCGAUAUCGAGACGAGGCAGCUCUCGAACCAUGGUUAACGACGCUCUUCCUAUCCGCGUUAUCGGUGCGAUAAAUGGCGCUCUCGUUUAACCCUUGAAAGGAAAUACGACGAGGAGAUGGAAUAAGAAAACGUCGCCCCGUUCCUUUGCACGACACGUCGCGUAAAUUUCGCCUCCUCGCUCGUUCGAAAGUGGAGGAAGGAACGAUUUUCCAAGGAUCGAUACGACACCCGAUUGGAGGUUGCCCGACGUCCAGUUACCAGGCGGUAGAUCGACGGAUCGAAGGAUCGUGGGGUCGAAGAGUCGUGGUGUUGUCGAAUGUUUCCGACGACCCGCCUUUUCUUUUCUCGAAAAACUUGGUUCAUCGACCGUCGAUCCGUCGUGCGCUUCUCCUCCGUUUUCGUUUCGAUCGUCCCAAUUAUCAAUCUCGCUGACCCGGGACCACGACGUCUCUCGUCGGCCAGCCAAUUUUAUGGGAACCGUCGACGAGGACGAGGGGCGUUCGACUCGAGUCGGGGCGCGGAAAACCGAAGCGGUGGCGAUCGAAACGGAACUCUAAUAAUCUGCCCGCCUCGGCUCGUCGGAAUCUCGCUCGUGUUUAUCGAGCGUGCAGAGUGUCGUGGACCUUUACCAUUUCCCGCGAUGUCGACGCGGCCGCGAUAAGGAUUAGCCGUCAGUGGAUGGACGUGGUGUCGCCUAACGAAGAGGAUGUGAAUCGCACACGGUGGUAUCGAAGUGAACGCGCUUAUCAAACAAUCGCGGACAUGGCUUUGAGGUGGCAGGCGAGGCUGUCCAUUGCUGCCAUACUCUUCAUGUGCACGGAAGAUACGCUGAGCUUAGGAGAUCGCACGAUGGACACCAUGGAUCGACACGGUGGUCAGGGUAGGCCGCGGAACCAGAUGCUCGAUCCACCAUCCAACAUGAAACUGAAGGUGGAGCCUACGUUCGACUACUCGCAGAACACGAACGUGACAGCGCUGAUAGGGAAGACCGCUUAUCUCACGUGUAGGGUUCGCAACUUGGGCGACAAAAGCGUAUCCUGGGUGAGGCACAGAGAUAUUCACAUUUUAACGGCGGGGGCGUACACCUACACGAGCGAUCAGCGAUUCCAAGCGCUUCACAGACAAAAUACAGGCCAAAAUAGCGAGUGGUCUGAAUGGACUCUUUGCAUAAAAUGGGCGCAGGAGAGAGACCAAGGACUCUACGAAUGUCAGAUCUCCACCAUCCCCGUCAAGUCGCAUCAGUUCCGCUUGAACGUUGUCAUACCGACAGCGACGAUACUCGGAGGGCCGGAUCUGUACGUUGGCGCGGGAAGCACGAUAAAUUUGACGUGCGCCAUACACUUCAGCUCGGAGCCACCAGCUUACAUCUUUUGGUACUACAACGAGCAUGUUUUGAGCUACGACAGUCCCAGGGGCGGUGUCUCGGUGAUAACCGAGAAGGGUGGCGACGUCACCACGUCUUGGCUCCUUAUUCAGACGGCACAGCCCUCCGACUCCGGGGAGUACAGCUGCAAACCGAGCAACGCCAAUACGGCGUCCAUCAAAGUUCAUGUCCUAAAUGAAAAGGCGAACGAAACGAACGAACGGGAGAGCCGAGGGAGAAGGAAACCUGCGUGUACGAUCGUGCUCGUAUUGACCAGCUUUGCGAGAAGCCGACAUGCAAACGGGUCGCGCGUACCCGUAGCUUCUAAGGUAGGUUUAACACGAGCCAUCAACGAUGGAUACACGACCGCCAUCCUGUCUAACUGUAAACCAACGAAUCAAGCUUGCUCGGAGUUGCUAUUCGCUGUUUGCGAUAGAUACCACGAGAGAACGCGACCGAGGCAAAGACGUUGUCGGUGAAUACACGAUAAAGGAGCCCGGUGGUAACAUUAGAACGGUGAAAUAUCGGGCAGGGAAGAAUGGAUUUUUCGCUCACGUUUUCAACAGCAAUGGCAACGACCACGAUGGAGGCCACCACCAUUAAGCUUCGCGUCAUCAUCCGUUACCAAAGAUUUUCUCGUUACGUUGCGAUUGUUGUUGUUGUUGUUAUGCAACGUUGAUUGUUUCGUUUUUGUUACACUGAUUAAAAUAAAGGGAAAAAAGAAGGAAAAACAAAAAAUGAGAGAGAGAGAUCGAUCGAAA
Molecule: messenger RNA, 8910 nt
Organism: Apis cerana (Asiatic honeybee)
Lineage: Eukaryota; Metazoa; Arthropoda; Insecta; Hymenoptera; Apidae
Product: carcinoembryonic antigen-related cell adhesion molecule 2
Biological process (GO): synapse organization
Cellular component (GO): neuron projection membrane
Source: RefSeq, a predicted model, not a curated record